Sphaeramia orbicularis (orbiculate cardinalfish) is the source of this 5250-nucleotide messenger RNA. RefSeq names its product mitogen-activated protein kinase binding protein 1 (gene mapkbp1). Gene Ontology annotation, cellular component: cytoplasm. Gene Ontology annotation, biological process: positive regulation of JNK cascade; negative regulation of canonical NF-kappaB signal transduction. The record is from RefSeq and is a predicted model, not a curated record. The transcript is spliced from 31 exons. Bases 289 to 4956 code for a protein of 1555 amino acids. Gene Ontology annotation, molecular function: protein binding. Lineage: Eukaryota; Metazoa; Chordata; Actinopteri; Kurtiformes; Apogonidae.
UGUGACGUCGUAUGCGUGCUUUACGCCGGUCCGUGCGUGCCUCAGUUCGCUCUGACUCCGCGGUGAAGCCGCUGCAUUUCUUCUUCUGCGGCAGAGAAAUGAGAUGUGGAGCCGCGGAACCGGAGCCUGCGACCUGGAUCAGCCCAGAAUCACAAGCAGAACCGGAGCCGGACCCUGGACAGUUGCACCCCGUAGCACGGCUCGGCUCGGCUCACAGACGGCAUGACAGCGGCGGCGGCGCAGCUCCGGUAGUCCGCUGAAGCAGCAGUUAGCCGCGCAGCUAACGCGAUGAACGCGGACGGCGGAGGCGGAACCAUCCGCAGCCGCAUCAAGAACCUGCUCCGGUCCCCGUCAAUCAAAUUGAGGAGGCGGAGCGGCGCCGCGCGGCACAAAGAGGACCUGAGCGACAAGGUGACGCUGGAGAAGGUUCUGGGGAUCACGGCUGCAGGAAACCGGGCCCUGGCCUCGGACCCUCGGACCGGACUGGUGGCAUACCCUGCAGGGUGUGUCGUCGUCCUUCUGAAUCCACGGAAAAACAAACAGCAUCACAUCUUCAACAGCUCCAGGAAAGCCAUUACGACGCUGGCCUUUUCUCCAGACGGAAAAUAUGUGGUUACAGGGGAGAGCGGACACAUGCCGGCGGUCCGGGUCUGGGACUGGUCAGAGCGUCUCCAGGUGUCAGAGCUGCAGGAGCAUAAGUACGGCGUGGCCUGUGUGGCCUUUUCACCCAAUGGGAAGUACAUCGUCAGCGUUGGAUACCAGCACGACAUGAUGGUCAACGUCUGGAAUUGGAAGAAAAACGUGGUCGUGGCGGCGAACAAGGUGUCAAGUAAAGUGACCGCCGUCUCCUUCUCCGACGACAGCUCCUACUUCGUAACCGCGGGAAACCGCCACGUCAAGUUCUGGUACCUGGACCACGCCAAGACCUCAAAGGUGAACGCCACCGUGCCGCUCCUGGGGCGUUCAGGGCUGCUGGGAGAACUCAGGAACAACUUCUUCAGUGACGUGGCAUGUGGGCGGGGCCGACAGGCGUCCUCCACCUUCUGCAUCACCUCCUCCGGUCUGCUGUGCGAGUUCAAUGACCGCCGCCUCCUCGACAAAUGGGUGGAGCUACGGAGACUUGACUCCACCUCCGCAUCCCAGGCCACCUGUCUGUCCGUCACUGAGGAGCUGAUCUUCUGUGGUUGCUCAGAUGGGACGGUCCGCGCCUUCAGCCCCGUCAACCUGCACUUUCUGUGCACUUUGCCCCGCCCACACUGUCUGGGGACGGACAUCGCCAACAUGGUGGACGCCAGUCAGCUGUUCUGCUGCCGGUCCGAGGCCCGUUACCCGGAUACGGUGGCCGUGACCUACGACCCCUCCAACCACUGGCUGUCGUGUGUCUACAACGACCACAGCAUUUACGUGUGGGACGUCCACGACCUCCGCGACCCCCGGAGGGCGGGGAAACUGUACUCUGCGCUGUACCACUCGUCAUGUGUGUGGAGCCUGGAGGUUUAUCCAGAGGAACCAGGAGGAGAACCACGUCUGCCCUGCGGUUCCUUCCUCAGCUGUUCCUCUGACAACACCAUCCGCCUGUGGAACAUGGACGGGCAUGGCGUCCUCAAACGCAACAUCCUGAGCCACGACCUGCAGAAGGUCAUCUACGUGGACGACAACGUCACGACCCUCCUGGACGUUGAGUCGGUCGCUGUCUCCGGGGGCAACGCAGAGAAGGCGGUGCCGUUGGGUUCGGAGGGGCAGCAGGCCGACCCGUCCCGACCCGGAAUCCGGACCCUGAAGGUCAGCCCCGACGGACAGCACCUGGCCUCCGGAGACCGCACGGGGGUCCUGAGGGUCCACGACCUGGACUCUAUGGAGGAGAUCCUGAACGUCCAGGCCCACGACUCCGAGAUCCUGUGUCUGGAGUUCUCCAAACUGGACACAGGUCUGGGUCUGUUGGCCUCAGCCAGUCGGGACCGUCUGAUCCACGUGCUGGACGCUCAGAGGGACUACAGUCUGGUUCAGACGCUAGAUGAACACUCGUCGUCCAUCACCGCUGUCCGCUUCGCCGCCAACGAAGGCAAAGUGAGGAUGAUCAGCUGUGGAGCCGACAAGAGCGUGUACUUCAGAACAGCCCAGCAGACCGCUGACGGCCUUCAGUUCACCCGAACGCAUCACGCCGUCAGGAAGACCACACUCUACGACAUGGACGUGGAACCAACCCGGAAGUACGCGGCAGUGGGCUGUCAGGACCGCAGCAUCAGGAUCUUCAACAUCAGUAAUGGGAAACAGAAGAAGGUCUACAAAGGUUCUCAGGGUGAAGAUGGAACCCUCAUAAAGGUUCAGAUUGAUCCUUCUGGUCUCUUCAUUGCCUCCUCCUGUUCAGAUAAGAACAUCAGUAUAUUUGAUUUCUACUCCGGUGAAUGCGUCGCCUCCAUGUUUGGACACUCAGAGAUUGUCACAGGUCUGAAGUUCAGCAGCGACUGUCGUCACCUGAUCAGCGUGUCCGGAGACAGUUGUAUCUUCGUCUGGCGUCUCAGUCCAGAGCUGACCAUCAGGAUGAGGCAGCGGCUCGCCGACCUCCGACCUCCGUCCGGCGUCACACCACACUCCCAGAAUGCACCUCAGCCCAGAGUCAGCGAAGCGUCAUCGCCUCGAGUCGUCGUCAUGUCGUCUGACAGCGACAAAGACGAGGAAGAGGAGGAGGAGCUCGUCUGUCCUUAUACAGUCACGGCAGGAAGCCUGGAGGAAGAGGCGGGGACAGGAAUAUGUGAUGAAAAGGAUGAGAGUCUGGACGGCAGGAAGGAGUCGGGAGGUCGACUGCCUCGUCGUCGCUGGUCCAGGAGGACCUGCAGCGCAGAUAGCGUCCUAAUGGUCAAGUCCAUGUUGGACCUCCGACUCCUGGACUCAUACUGUGCUGACAAACCGGAGGAACAUCACGAAGAGGACGAGGUGAAGCCACGCCCCUCUGAGGGUAAGACGUCCCCCUGCAGCUCCAGAGGGAGGGGCCAGGCCAUGGAGGCAGAACUGCACAAGACCACUCGGGAGCUGGGGAGCACUGUGAGUCUGCAGGUCACCACAGGAUGGGUUGAUGACGAUGAGACGAGGACCAAUGAGAGGCCAGGCUUCAUCCUGCUAUCCAAUCAGAGCCCAGAACGGGAGAAUCCUGUCCUGUAUCCUGACCAAUGGGAGGACAGAGUGAGCCUGGCAGGAUGUGAGUUCCAGGUGAAGGAAGUGCGUCCAUCUGUGUCAGGUGAUCAACAGGACAAACCAAGUCCCGACAGCGGCUGCUCUCUGGGCUUCAACUCCAGACUGUCCAGUCCAGACCGACGUCCAGCAGGAGACGACUCUGAGCUUCUCAGUGUGGAUGGAAACUCCUCUGAGCUAGAAAUGGAGGAGGAUGAGGAGGAGGAACCAAGAGUGGCGGCAGGGGGAGGACGAGCGUCAUCUCAGCUGGUACCGCAGACCCCAGACCAGGAGGCAUUUCUGAAGGAGCACUUUGGGACUCUGGCCGACCUCAACGCCUCAGGAAGUCCAAGCCGAGGGUCUCACAGCUCCUCAGAAAGUCUCAGCAUCUCCUCUAGGUUUUUGUCCCAGAAUCCACCAGGAAGUCGAGCUGUGGUUCCUCUUCCGUGUCGGACCGCCGGAGGGGGGUCAGAGGUCAAAGCUCGGCCCCUGGUCUCCGAGGUCCGGCCUCUGAUGGAGCAGAAACAGAAUGAGGACCGGCAGCAGGGUACAGGGCAGAUCCAGAACCAUGUGGAUCAGGAAGAAGCCCCCCAGGUCCCCCGUCCCUCCUCCCUGAAGAAAAAGAUCCACGAGUCCAAGAGGAGCCAGGGUCCGACAGCCAGAGCCGCCGCCAUGCACCUGAACUCCUCAAGUGGACUCAGGAAGACCCAGUCAGUCCAGAGCCUGCUGAUGGAGACCAGUGACUCCGCCUCCCAAACAUCCAGAGACCACCCUCCUCAGAUGCUCCUCCUCCCUCAACGUCCUACCACCCUACCCUCCUCUCCCAGACGUCUCCUAACCGCAGCCCCGCCUCCUGGGAAACCUAGCCCCGCCUCCCUGAGGUCCCCUCACCAAGAGGUCACCACUCCCUCUGUCCUCAGCUACGCCCCCUCCUCAGCCCCCCCCCCCUCUGUCCUCAUGACACCUAGGAAGUCUUCCUCUUUGUCCUCGACGCUGUCUCGGUCCUACAUGAGUCCGACCGCCUCCUCCAUGGCCAAGAUGUCGCGCUCUGUUUCCGUGGGCGACGGUCUCAAUGACCCCCCCGCUGACGAACCCCUUCCUGCUCCUCCUCCUCCUCCUGUCGCUGUGGUGACCUCAAACACAGCCGCUGUCGUCCCCGUUGUUGUCUCUCCUUCCUCCUCCGCAGCUUUGACUCACGGGAACCAUGGUAACCAGGCAGGUCGGGUCCUCCAGGCUCGCGUUCCCGGCAGCAGCAGGCCGCUUCCUGACAAACCCACACUUGCCUCCUUCUCGCCCUCCGCCAGAACCAAUGGUGCUGCCACUGCUGCCGGGUUGUCUUCAUCCUCCUCUUCAUCAUCUACGACGACUCAUCCUCCUCCAGUGUCUGUCUCCCCUCUGACCCCACCCCCAAAGGAGGAGGAGCCUCAGACUCCUGCAGGCAGCGGUGUGGACGACUCAGCUGUGACCGUCACCAUGGAGACCUGCAGGGCUCUGACCAAUGAGCUGCAGAACUGCUUCAGGAGAGCGACUCACCUGUACAGGAAGGUCAGCGCCGCCUCUGCCGACGACUCUGCCCCCGACCGGCAUCAGAUGGCCGUUGUCCUAUCUGAGGCCUUCCAGGCCAUGAGGGUGGAGCUGGACUCGCUGCCGCUCGGUGCCCCGGGCAUGCUGGGAGUGGAAGGGGGUUUGGGGGGGUUGGGGGAGGUGAAGAUGGCAGCGCUGUUGGAGGAGUACUCACUGCUCCUCCUACAGGCCGUCCAGAGGAGGCUCCCUGGCCCGACCAAUUAGAGACCAGAGCAUCCACCGAGGAUUGACCAAUCACAGACUAUUUGACCCUCUGUCACCACCUGACUCUCUGUUCAGUUCCAUCCUGAUCUGGAAUCAGCUGUUUGGAGACCAGAAGAUCAGAACCAAACUAAACUGAACUAAACCAAUCUAAACUAAACCAAACUGAACCAAUCUAAACCGAUCUAAACUAAACCAAUCUAAAUUAAACUGAUCUAAAAUGAUCUAAACUGAACUAAAAUGACCAACACUAAGUGAAGCAGCAGUGGUUGUCGAGGAGUCGCCCUCAACACACAA